Messenger RNA from Drepanopeziza brunnea f. sp. 'multigermtubi' MB_m1, 1932 nucleotides. The record is from RefSeq and is a predicted model, not a curated record. NCBI's taxonomy places the organism in Eukaryota, Fungi, Ascomycota, Leotiomycetes, Helotiales, Drepanopezizaceae.
AUGGCUUCUCUCCUCCGUCAACUGGUCGCCGGCCCUCGCUCUCGCCAUCCAGAGGCAGGACUCGACCUGUGCUACGUUACUGACCAGAUCAUCGCGACAUCAGGCCCUAGCGGUACCUACCCCCAGCGCGCUUAUCGCAAUCCUCUCGACCAGCUCGUCAAGUUUCUGGACUAUAAGCAUGGGGAAGAUUGGGCGAUCUGGGAGUUUAGGGCUGAGGGAACGGGUUACCCGGAUUCAGAAGUCUACGGACGAGUGUGGCAUUAUCCAUGGCCAGAUCACCACCCUCCGCCGUUCAGGCUGGUACCGAUGAUUAUGGCGGGCAUGAGAAAUUGGUUGCACGAGACUGAUGGGGAUGAGGCCCAGGCAGAAGACAGAGCAGAGGUGAAGGACGCGAAGAAGGGAGAGAAAAAGAAGAGAGUGGUUGUUGUGCAUUGCAAAGCAGGGAAAGGACGGAGUGGAACGAUGGCGUGCAGCUAUUUGAUCUCGGAGUGUGGGUGGAAACCAGAUGAAGCUCUGGCACGAUUCACGGAACGGAGAAUGAGACCUGGAUUCGGCCAGGGCGUCAGUAUUCCCAGUCAGUUGAGAUGGGUGGCUUACGUGGACCGGUGGACGAACUCCAAGAAGAUCUAUGUCGAGAGACAAAUCGAGAUUAUGGAGGUACACGUUUGGGGACUGCGGGAUGGAGUCAAGGUACAAGUGGAAGGCUUUGUUGACGAAGGAAAGACCAUUAAGCUAUUUCACGUCUUCACGAAAAAGGAGAGGGUCAUAGUCGAAGGCAACACCCCUGGUGGAGGAGGCAUCAGGGACAAGAUUUCAGAUAUGGCCGGGCUCCAAAAUGAGGGAAAAGUAGCCGAGACGAACUCGGCCCACACAUCAAUAAGCAAAAUCCCUACGACUCCCCAGGCAGCAGGAACCUCCAGCUCAGGCUCUACAACAACCGAAAUCAUCGGGACCGAGUCUGGCCCUACAACAGCCGAAAUCACAGGGACCGAGUCUGGUGGCUCAGCCGUAAUCUUCAAGCCCUCAACACGAGUCGUCCUCCCCUCGAGCGACGUUAACAUCGCCUUUGAGCGUCGGAACAAGGCGUCCAUGGGCUGGACAAUGGUCACAGCCGUAGCGCAUGUAUGGUUCAAUUGCUAUUUCGAAGGCAACGGCCCCGAGCAAGGCGGCAAGCCAGACGAAAACGGCGUCUUCGAAAUCGAGUGGGACAAGAUGGAUGGUAUUAAAGGCUCAAGCCGGAAAGGCGCUAGGGCUUUUGAUAAGAUGACUGUGGUAUGGAAGGCGUAUGAUCCGUCACCCAGCGAGGGCAAAAAAGAAGAUGUCGUUACCGAGCCCGGCCUUGGUUCUCCUGUUCCUCAGGUGGCGCCUGCCAACUGGAAAGGGGGAAAUGAUACUUCGCCCGACUUGGGGAAGGAUCUCGGGUUGAGAACCGAAAGUCCAAGGAGCGUGGAAGUUAGCAAAGCCAGUAGCAUGAAGAGCGGUACUCCUAAUGACGACAAUGAUUCCGAAGAGGGUGUCAAGCGUAGUAGUCAAGAAGGAGAGGAGAAUAUCGGUGCAGACGAUAUUGAUGUGAAGAGCCUUCCACAGGCACAAGCAAAUGGCUCAGAGCCGACUGUUUCUCAGGUCAACCGGGGCCUUGACACAGCAUCGAAGACAACGUCGAAUCAAACCACGAAUCAGACAGCGAGCCAGGGGCUCAGCGCCUGUGAAGCGGUAACUGCUCCGCCGCCUACAGAUCCUUCAGCUGGGAAAGCAGCAACUACUGCUACAUCGUCUCUACCUGAUGGGGUACCAGAGGAUCAGCUUCGGGAUGCGAAGACUCAUGGGCUGGGGCAUUUGCAAUCUAGCGCAAUUCGGCAGUACAGGGCAGAGCCGUACGCAGAGACCGAAGCAGGAGCCGACCGGCUUGAUUGCGAGGAAGAAAACGUAUGA